AUGAAUUGUUCUUAUCAUGCCAACAAACAAGUAUAAUAUAUCUGUGUAGCUUCUCACACAUGUUAAAGGAAACUAUGCAUUGUUUGUCAAUAUGAGCAUAAUGUAGAGUAGAAAUAAAUAAUUCCAAUUGAAAUAUUUCAAGAAAUGGUGAUCAAAAAAUUUACACAAUUCAACCCUCAUGAGGAAUCUGAAUUAUAAAAAUAAAGAUAGGCUUUUAAAUUCAUAGCCUUUUAAACCCAAAGUAUGCUGAAGAAUAUUUUGGAUGAAUUAUCUGAAUAAAUCAAAUCUACAUUUGAUUGGAUUGAAAAUGAAAACUAAUUAUUCAUUUAUCUUUACAAUUAAAAUAUGAAUCUCGCAUAAGCUUCUUAUGCUGAUUUAGAAAAAUUAGUUUAAAUUGUAGAAGGAACAAAAUUAAAUUCUUGGGAUACUUAGAAGAAUGCGGUUAUGAUGAAGUUAAAAAUAACCAACAAUUGGUGGGAAUAAGAAAUGUAAGACUUAAUUAGAAAAUUGAAGAAAGAAAUAUUUGAGGUUCGAUAAUUAAUGGAGAAAGAAAUUUAAAUCUUAGUUGAUGAAAUUUAUUUAACUAAAGAAGAUCUGUAUGAAAUUUCAGCCCACAUCCAGGAUUUAGAUGAAUCAAUAUUUGGGGAAAUUAUUGAAAUACUUAAAAAGGAUAAAAUAUCAGAUAUCCUAAGUUUGUUUUCAAAGACUUAAAAUUAAAAGCUUUAUGAAUUAUUUAUAAAUAGGUAAGACUAAUAAUUAUGUACUGUGAAAUAGACAAUUAAGAAAAUAAGGAGUAUCUUGACGAAUAUUUAGAAUCAUCAGUAUAAUAAGAAUGAUUAUUCCAGCGAGGAAUAUGCAGAAACCAAAACAGAGUUAAUUAAAAAAAUACAUUAGGAUAAGAAAUUCAUUUAAUUUUUAAAAUUCUUAGUUCAUCUUACAGCUUUUGAUUCAAAAUUCAUAUAAAGCGGAUCGAAUUCACUUCACUUAUUAGUAAAAAUUAAGGUUGAUUUGACAAAUCAAUCUUUUGAAAAUAUUAAAAUUAAAAAUACUUCAAUAUUGGGAGCUAAUUUGAGUAGAUGUAAUUUGAAGGGAACCGAAUUUGAAAAUGUCAACAUAAGUGGUGUGAAUUUGAAUGGAGCUCUACUAGUUAAUUGUAAAUGGAAGAAAAUGAAAAUAGAGGAAUUAAAUUAAUUAUUAAAUUAUAAAAGCGGUGUGAAUUCAGUCUGCUUUUCUCCAGAUGGAACUAAUUUAGUAUCUGGCAGUGAUGAUUAAUCUAUACGUUUAUGGGAUGUUAAGACAGGAUAAUAAAAAGCCAAAUUUGAUGGUCAUAAUUAAAUAGUAAAAUCAGUAUGUUUCUCACCAGAUGGAACUAAAUUAGUGUCUUGUAGUGAUGAUAAAUCUAUUCGGUUAUGGGAUGUUAAAACAGGAUAAUUAAAAGCCAAAUUGGAUGGUCAUACUCGUUCUGUCGAAUCAGUAUGCUUCUCGCCAGAUGGAAAUACAAUAGCAUCUGGUAGUGAGGAUAAAUCUAUCCGUUUAUGGGAUGCUAAUACUGGAUAAUUGAAAGCAAAAAAGUUCCUUUUUAAUUUAAUCAACACAGAAGCAAUUUUAGGUGGUCAUCGUGAUUCAGUUCGAUCAGUGUGCUUUUCACCUGAUGGAACUACAUUAGCAUCUGGUAGUGACGAUAAAUCUAUUCGGUUAUGGGAUGUUGAGAAAGUAAAAUAGAAAGUCAAAUUAGAUGAUCAUAUAGGUUCUGUUUACUCAGUUUGCUACUCUCCAGAUGGAAGCUCCUUAGCUUCUGGUAGUAGUGAUUGCAUUCGAAUUUGGGAUGUUAAGACAAGAAAAUCAAAAGUCUAAAUUGAUCACGGUGGUCUAUCUGUCUGCUUUUCUCCAGAUGGUAUUACCUUAGCAUCUAGUAGUGCUUAAUCAAUUCGAUUAUGGGAUGUUAAGACAGGAUAAUAAAAAGUCUAUUUUAAUGAUUGUGGUCGAUCUGUAUGCUUCUCACCAAACGGAAUUACCUUAGCAUCCAGUCAAAUUCGUUUAUGGGAUGUUAAGACAGGAUAAUCAAAAGACAAAUUAGAUGAAAAAUUAGAGGGCCACAGCAAUAGUAUCUAUUAGAUAUGCUUCUCGCCAGAUGGAACUAAUUUAGUUUCUAGUAGCAGUGAUAAAUCUAUCUGUUUAUGGGAUAUUAAGACAGGACAAUAAAAAUUCAAAUUGGAAAGUCGUAAUUAUUAGGUUCUAUCAGUGUGCUUCUCCCCUGAUGGAACUACAUUAGCAUCUGGUAGUGACGAUAAAUCUAUUCGGUUAUGGGAUGUGAAGUAAGUAAGAUAGAAAGCCAAAUUAGAUGGUCAUAGAAGUUCUGUCUACUCAAUAUGCUACUCUCCAGAUGGAACCAUCUUAGCUUCUGGAAGCAGUGAUUUCUCAAUUAGAAUAUGGGAUGUUAAGACAGAAUAAUAAAAAUUCAAAUUGAAAAGUUGUGAUUAUUCUGUUCGAUCAGUGUGCUUCUCACCUGAUGGAACUACAUUAGUAUCUGGUAGUGACGAUAAAUCUAUUCGGUUAUGGGAUGUUAAAACAGGAUAAUUAAAAGCCAAAUUAGAUGGUCAUAAUAGUUAUGUUUAUUCAGUAUGCUUCUCACCAAAUGGAAAUACCAUAGCAUCAGCUAGUCAAGAUAACUCUAUCCGUUUAUGGAAUGUAAAGAAAGAAUUAUAAGAACUCUAAAUUAAUCAUGUUUAUUUCGGUAGUUUCUCAAAUGUAAUCUUCUCCCCUGAUGGGACUACUUUAAUAUCUGGCAGUGAUGAUUAUUCUAUCCGUUUAUGGGAUGUUUAGACGGGAUCAUUAAAAGCCAAAUUAGAUAGUCAUUCUAGUUUUGUUUACUCAGUAUGUUUCUCACCAGAUGGAAAUACCAUAGCAUCAGGUAGCCAAGAUAAAUCUAUUCGGGUAUGGGAUAUUAAAAAAGGAAAAGAAAUUGCAUUGUAAAACAGUUCCUUUUCAGAUAGAGGUAAUUAUAACUAUUUUAUCUAGUAAUUUAUUAUCCUUUUCUAAUUAUUUCAUAAGAAAUUAGCCUCAAAGCAUAAGCAACUUAAAUUCUUGAAGGUGAAUUUGUAGAUUGGGCAGGCAUAGAUUUAAAAACUUUCUUUAAGCAAAAAGGAAGUUACAUUUUGUAAAAAUAUUGACAAUAAUAAAUUAAGAAUGAC
Paramecium sonneborni is the source of this 3191-nucleotide messenger RNA. The record is from the annotation of a GenBank genome assembly. NCBI's taxonomy places the organism in Eukaryota, Ciliophora, Oligohymenophorea, Peniculida, Parameciidae.